AUGCCGUGCCGUCCAGGUAUCUCCUCCAUGUCGCUGGGCCGGUGCUAUGCUGGCCACAGCCUCGAACACAAGCUCUCCAUGGCUGCGAAACAUGGAUUAGAGGGCAUCGAGCUAUUCUACGAGGACUUGGUCGAUCACGCCGGGUCCGACUCCCCGUCUGAUCUCAUCGCGGGCGCUGCCUCGGUCCGUGAGCUUUGCUCUUCGUUGGAUCUCGAUAUUAUAUGCCUGCAGCCAUUCAUGCACUACGAGGGUCUCGUGGACAGAAAGCGACACACUGAGCGAAUCGAAGAGAUGAAGCUUUGGAUGCAACUGGCACAUGUCCUCCAGACGGACAUCGUUCAAGUGCCCUCAUCCUUCCUUCCACGCGAUCAGUGCUCUUCGGAUACGAAUCUUAUCGUAAGCGACCUCCAAGAGAUUGCAGACCUUGGAUUACAGCAGACACCGGUCAUCCGAUUCGCAUACGAAAGCCUGAGCUGGGGAACACACGUUGACAAGUGGGAGGUGUGUUGGGAUAUUGUACAACGAGUUGAUCGAUCGAAUUUUGGCAUCUGCCUCGACAGUUUCAACAUCUUGGGCAGGAUAUAUGCCGACCCCACCUCGGCAACUGGAAAGGUCGCCGGGGCUGAUCAAGAAGUUCGCGAAUCGAUACAACGACUGGUCACCCAGAUCAAGCCUUACAAAGAGAAGAUCUUCUUCAUCCAGAUUGUCGACGCCGAGCGUCUCCAACAACCAUUGCAACCCGGUCACCCCUUUUACAACGCUGAACAACCAGCUCGCAUGUCUUGGAGCAGAAACUGCAGAUUAUUCUAUGGCGAGAGUAGCCGUGGGGCGUACUUGCCCGUCAAGGAUGUCGCGCACGCCAUCAUUAAGGAGAUUGGAUUCGACGGCUGGGUCAGCAUGGAACUAUUCAAUCGGGUUAUGAACAGUGAGGGUCAUGGAGUUGUCGAAGAGCUGGCAGAGCGUGCUGCAACUGCCUGGGUAUCCAUGUGCUAUGAUCUACAGCUUGAUGCAGGAGUGAGAUAUGAUGCGUCGAAGUCUGUGGGCAAGGCGCGUAAUGAAGUAAACAGGGCUGAACAAGCCGAGUAUGCGCGUUUGUGA
Messenger RNA from Alternaria atra, 1098 nucleotides. RefSeq lists its product as uncharacterized. Lineage: Eukaryota; Fungi; Ascomycota; Dothideomycetes; Pleosporales; Pleosporaceae. The transcript has a single exon. The record is from RefSeq and is a predicted model, not a curated record. The coding region runs from base 1 to 1098 and encodes 365 amino acids.